This is a messenger RNA of Elaeis guineensis (African oil palm), 642 nucleotides long. Its product is annotated as auxin-responsive protein SAUR50. Lineage: Eukaryota; Viridiplantae; Streptophyta; Magnoliopsida; Arecales; Arecaceae. The record is from RefSeq and is a predicted model, not a curated record. Gene Ontology annotation, biological process: response to auxin.
CAGCCAAAGGAACCAAGACUUGGACCCCAAGGAAAACUAUGGCCAAGGCAAACUUCAUCAGGAGAAGCAGUGUUCUCAAGCAUGCAGUUCGAGUGCUGCAGAGGAUCAGUCUUCCAUUAUCAAAGAUGAAGCCUGCUCCUCCAAUGCGGGGUAAUUUAUCCGGUGAGUUCGAGGAGGCUGACAGAACUGGAAUGGUGCCGGAGGAUGUGAAGGAAGGCCACUUUGCAGUGGUGGCAGUCUUUGAUGAGAAGCCAAAAAGAUUUGUGGUGUCUUUGAGCUGCCUCUCACAUCCUAUGUUUCUGAGGUUAUUGGAGUUGGCAGAAGAGGAGUUUGGCUUCCGGCAAGAGGGGCCCCUUGCUGUACCCUGCCGGCCGAGUGACCUGGAGAAGAUAAUCCUAGAGCUAUGAGGAAGAGGACAAGUUUCAUGUCAAUUGGUUCUCCUCCAUCACUACUUUUCUCUUUAUAUAUAUACAUAUUUAUGUAGUUCUGUUGAUCUAAUGACAAGAUCAAGGAUCACAUUGGAUCCUAUCAACCAGAAAUCAGAGAAGCAUGUACUAUGUGGUAUGCUACUGUUAGGCCAGCAAUUAAAAUGCGAAUGAUGAUUGUAGCAUAUAUAUAUAUGGAUGAUUAAGAUCAAAUGCA